CAGCCUCAAUUUUGUCUUAUCCAAGCAACAAAUGCUGAAUACAUCAAUCUUUUAGACCUUCCUCCUCUCCAAUCGAACGUAUUUUUCUUCUAAAUCAUCCAAAUUGAGAGCGUUAUCCAUUUCUUGCCUAAGUUGCCUGCAGCAUAGAUAUUAUGCCUGCAGCCUUCUAUCAGGAGGAUUGCACAUGAUCACACGUGGGUAUAACCUUAUUUUUGCGCAUGCGCCAGAGCAAAUGCAAUCAAAAUAGCGGGAAUCUGGGAGGCGGGAACUUAAACCACGUGUAUGUACUAAAGUAAAGUGUAAACUCACUAAACUGUAAAAUAAUGAGUGUGUCCCCAUCGGCAAAGAGAAGGCGGACAGGUGUUAUUGAGCCUCCAAAGCUGUCUGAAAUACUUUCCCUUGAGUCAGGAGAGGAGGGCAUGGAAGGGACUGAGAUAGCAGCAAUGUUGCGUGAUGCUGGAUUCAAUGAGGACAUUCAAACUGCCUUUAAAGUUAAUAAAAUAAAACGUCAUCAUUUAUACAGUAUGACACAUUCUACACUGGCACAGAUGGGAAUAAAUGCUGUUGGUGAUCAAAUAGAUAUUAUUGAAUGGAUAUCGUCUUUACCACCACCUGCGAAUGAGAAGGUAUUUAACGAUCCUAUUCACGGCCAUUUUGAUCUUCAUCCACUUUUGGUGUCCAUUAUUGAUACAAGACAGUUCCAGAGACUACGUUAUAUAAAGCAGCUAGGUGGCAGUUAUUAUGUAUUCCCAGGAGCAGCUCACAACAGGUUUGAGCAUAGCUUAGGAGUGAGUCAUUUAGCUGGCGAAUUUGUUGAGAGUCUUCAAAGGCGUCAACCAGAGCUGUCAAUAACUCCAGUUGAUAUACUGUGUGUGAAGAUAGCUGGACUCUGUCAUGAUAUUGGCCAUGGUCCUUUCUCUCACAUGUUUGAUUUACAUUUUAUACCAAAAGUACCAGGAACUCCAAAAUGGAAACAUGAAAGAGGCUCUGUUGAUAUGCUUGAUCACCUCAUUGCUGCUAACAAACUUUGGCCAGCUUUUACAAGACACGGUCUAACUGAGGUAGACCUCAUCUUCAUUAAGGAGCUCAUAGUUGGACCUUUAAAAGAAGAAGAAGAAGAUGACAAGGAUAGAGAAGGAAAGGAAGAAGGAGAGAGUUCAUGGCCGUAUAAAGGUAGAAGCAUAGAGAAAAGCUUCCUUUAUGAAAUUGUAGCUAAUAAGAGGAAUGGUGUUGAUGUUGAUAAAUGGGACUAUUUUGCCAGAGAUUGUCACUGUCUCGGUAUCCCAAACAGCUUUGACUCGCGGAGGUACAUGAAGUUUGCACGAGUCAUUAAAGUUGAUGGAGUGUAUCAGAUAUGCUGUAGAGAUAAAGAGGUUGGUAAUUUGUAUGAAAUGUUUCACACUCGCAAUGCUCUUCACAGAAGGGCAUAUCAACACAAGACUUCACAGGCAGUUGAAAUCAUGUUAACUGAAGCACUGCUUGCUGCUAAUGACCACCUACUGAUACCAGGAAAGGAUGGGUCUUUAGUUAGAAUGUCUGAUGCUGUCAAUGAUAUGGUUGCUUAUACCAAUCUCAAUGACUCCAUUAUGCAUGUCAUCAUGACCUCUCCUAACCCUAAACUUCAACAGGCUCAGGCUUUGUUAUGUAGAGUAGAAGAAAGGCAGUUGUACAAAUGCAUAGGACAGACACAACCAUCCACUGAUAUUGCUGGUUCUAAUGAGGAGAUUAAGGAUCAGAUAUUAGACUCAAGACCAGAUUGUGGCCUAACCGAAUCUGACCUUCACGUUAAAAUUGUUACAUUUGAUUAUGGCAUGAAGGAGCGCAAUCCAAUAGAUCAGAUGAGAUUUUAUGUUAAGCAUAAGCCGAAUAGAGCCUUUAAAGUCCGUAGGAAUCAAGUCUCUCAGAUGCUCCCUGCCACUUUUGUUGAGAAGAGCAUUCGAGUAUAUUGCAAAAAAAUAGAUGCUGAUAGCCUGGAGCUUGCAAAAAAGUGUUUUGUGACUUGGUGCAAUAAGCAAAACCAUCUCAUGACGCCAAAGGGAGAAAUCUCAGUUGAAGGAUUUUGUAAUGACGAACAUGACUUCACUCCUUAUGGUACUCCAUUUGGUACACCUGCUAAAGGACCCUCGUCACCAACAAGAGAUCAGCAGAACCUCCUCUCAGAUACUAAAAAGAAACUGAGUUUCCUGAUCGAGAAGAAAUAAUGAUUUUAAUACUGACAUGCCUUGAUACAUUUAUUACCUGCUUUGUGUUGAGUUUCAUUUCUCUAAAAUAAUGUAUUGUGUUUUUUAUUACGCUUAUUUUUCCAAAUAAAA
Molecule: messenger RNA, 2312 nt
Organism: Amphimedon queenslandica
Lineage: Eukaryota; Metazoa; Porifera; Demospongiae; Haplosclerida; Niphatidae
Product: deoxynucleoside triphosphate triphosphohydrolase SAMHD1-like
Exons: 16
Coding region: 324-2201 (625 amino acids)
Biological process (GO): dGTP catabolic process
Cellular component (GO): nucleus
Molecular function (GO): dGTPase activity
Source: RefSeq, a predicted model, not a curated record